AUGGCAGCACAGCUGUUUCCCACGUCCCUCCCCCACAGUGACGACGAGGCGGCGGCGGCCAAAAAGAGCUUCAUCCAGAUCAAUGAGCCACAGCCCGUCACCGCCACCAACGACGUUACCGCUGGAGACGCACCACCUAAUGCCAACAACAACAACGGAGAUGAGAGAGAUGGCUGGGCAGUGACGCACCCAACGCUACGAGAGAGGAACGCUCUGAUGUUCAACAACGAGCAGAUGGCUGACGUCCACUUCAUAGUCGGACCUCCAGGAGAAACACAGAAAGUCCCCGCUCAUAAGUACGUCUUGGCUGUGGGGAGCUCGGUGUUCGGAGCCAUGUUCUAUGGGGAUCUGGCUGAGGGUCAGUCUGAGAUCCACAUACCUGAUGUGGAACCAGCUGCCUUUCUCAUCCUGUUGAAAUACAUGUAUAGUGAUGAGAUCGAGCUAGAGGCUGACACCGUGUUGGCGACGCUCUAUGCUGCUAAGAAGUACAUCGUCCCAGCUCUGGCGAAGGCCUGUGUGUCAUUUCUGGAGACGAGUUUGGAGGCAAAGAACGCCUGCGUCCUCCUGUCCCAGAGCCGCCUGUUUGAGGAGCCUGAGCUGACGACACGCUGCUGGGAGGUGAUUGAUGCCCAGGCCGAGCUCGCACUGCGCUCUGACGGUUUUUGCGAGAUCGACCUGCCCACGCUGGAGAUCAUCCUGCAGCGGGAGACAUUGAACAUUCGCGAGGCCGUCAUUUUCCAGGCAGUGUUGAGCUGGGCGGCGGCUGAGUGUCGGCGGCAGGGUAUGGCCGUGACGCCUCGGAACCAGAGGGCCGUGCUGGGGAAGGCUCUGUACCUGGUCCGGAUCCCCACCAUGACGCUGCAGGAGUUUGCUGAUGGUGUGGCACAGUCAGAUGUUCUGACACUCGACGAGACUCAUAAUGUCUUCCUGUGGUUUACGGCCACCGUCAAACCCAGACUGGAGUUCCCUCUGGGGAAACGGGCCGGCCUGGUGCCUCAGAAAUGCCACCGCUUCCAGUCCUCAGCAUACCGCAGUAACCAGUGGCGCUACAGGGGGCGUUGUGACAGCAUCCAGUUUGCCGUGGACCGGCGGAUCUUCAUGGCUGGACUAGGCCUGUAUGGGUCAAGCGGUGGGAAGGCCGAGUACAGCGUUCGGAUUGAACUGAAGCGGCAGGGGACUGUUCUAGCCCAGAACCUCACCAAGUUCUUGUCUGACGGCUCAAGCAGCACAUUCCCCGUGUGGUUUGAACACCCGGUCCAGGUGGAGCAGGACACCUUCUACACGGUCAGCGCGGUCCUGGAUGGGAACGAGCUCAGUUAUUUUGGACAGGAGGGCAUGACAGAGGUGCAGUGUGGGAGAGUAACAUUCCAGUUCCAGUGUUCAUCAGACAGUACCAAUGGGACCGGGGUGCAGGGAGGACAGAUACCGGAGCUGGUCUUCUACUGCUGAAUCAGGACCUGAUGGACUCAUGGAGCCAGAAGUGGUCAUAGUGACCUGGAAUGUGAUGCUGUUAGGUGAAUGUGAUUCCUGAACAUUAAUGUGGAACUAAACCCUCUGUUCUGUGAUGCACUGCUGGUUUGAACCUUCUGUGGGUUUAUUAACGUCUGUCGUCGAGUUUAAAUUUAUGUCAUCAGAUCAAUCAGUUGAUCAACAAUCAGUGGGAUCAGCUACACACCUGGAUUAUCAGUUAAAGAAACCUAAGACUGAAAUUGAAAAUAUAAUUUAUUGUCAGCUCAGCCUAAACCUGACAGAUUGUCGAUAAAAUCAACUUGGUUUUGGUUUUCCUCCAGUGUUAAUGGUUCGUGUUGUAGGAGAAUUAAAUGUCUGCACAAUAUGGGACCUUUAAUAAACUAUGCUUUUAUAAAUCAUA
Molecule: messenger RNA, 1870 nt
Organism: Sphaeramia orbicularis (orbiculate cardinalfish)
Lineage: Eukaryota; Metazoa; Chordata; Actinopteri; Kurtiformes; Apogonidae
Product: BTB/POZ domain-containing protein 6-B-like
Exons: 4
Coding region: 1-1449 (482 amino acids)
Biological process (GO): neurogenesis
Cellular component (GO): cytosol
Molecular function (GO): protein binding
Source: RefSeq, a predicted model, not a curated record